AUGUCGUCGAACUUCAAUUCCCUCAACGAUGCCGAGCAACAUGUCAUUCUGCGGAAAGGAACCGAACGUCCUUUCACCGGCGAAUAUACCGACUUAAAAGCGAAAGGAACGUUCAUUUGCCGGCAAUGCAACAUGCCGCUCUAUCGCUCGGACGACAAGUUCGAGAGCCAUUGUGGAUGGCCCAGUUUCGAUGACGACCUGCCAGACUCGGUGAAACGUGUCCCGGAUGCCGAUGGUCGCCGCACCGAGAUCGUCUGCGCCAACUGCGGCGGGCACUUGGGCCACGUAUUUGAAGGAGAAGGCUUUACCUCAAAGAACACGCGGCACUGCGUCAACUCGAUCUCCAUGCGUUUUAUUCCGGAAGGCGAGACACUGCCGGAGGUGAUCCGGCCGUAG
Symbiodinium sp. CCMP2456 is the source of this 396-nucleotide messenger RNA. The record is from the annotation of a GenBank genome assembly. Lineage: Eukaryota; Dinophyceae; Suessiales; Symbiodiniaceae.